AAAGAAUGAUGUUGGUUUGGUCAGCUGAUGAACUUACCCUUCGAAUCCUGAUGGACUGAACUCUGUCCUGUACAUGACAGGCAAAACUCAGAAAGAAUACGACCCACGAGCACAGAUGUGGCUCUUUCCUUUCGAUUCUCGACUUGGCUAGGAUUUUCUCUCCUCAUUUACCGUAUUACCGAUUGCACAAGUCAAAGAGGAGGAAAAAGAUUCAGAAUCCCAUCGAUUUUAAGAGCUUCCUCUCUUUUUCUUCAUCAUUUUUGGUAUGCACUUUUCUCCUGUUCAUAUUAAACUUGGAGGGUACGAAGAAAAUUUUCAAUUGAAAGAAUGGUUGGUAAAUUGUCCACUAGAUUACUGAACAUAUGCAUAGUAUCAUUUUGCAAAGCCAGGCAAUUAGAUAGGGCAGAAUCUGUCAUUGUUGACGCUAUAAGGUUAGGAGUACUUCCUAAUAUAGUUACUUAUAAUAAACUUAUUGAUGCCUACUCUUGUCUUGUUAGUUUUGAUUCUGCUUAUUCUCUUCUUCAGAGAAUGAGUGAAGCCAGAAUAAACCCAGAUGUGGUUUCCUACAAUUCUCUGAUAUCUGGUGCUACUAGAAAUUGCUUGUUAUCGAAAUCCCUUGACCUGUUUGAAGAAAUGCUUCAAAGGGGCAUAGCUCCUGAUAUUUGGAGUUUUAAUACAUUGAUGCAUUGCUUCUUUAAGGUGGGAAAACCUGAAGAAGCAAACCAGGUUUUCAUGGAUAUUAUUCGCAAUGGUUUAUCUCCAUGUCCAGCUACUUUUAAUAUUAUGAUUAAUGGUCUUUGCAAGAAUGGUUACACGAGUAAUGCACUUAUGUUGUUUCGAAGUUUACAGCGACAUGGAUUUGUUCCUCAAUUAAUCACUUAUAAUAUUCUUAUUAAUGGGUUGUGUAAAGCGGGGAGAUUGGGGGGUGCAAGGAGAAUGCUCAAAGAACUUGCUGCAUCUGGUUAUAUGCCAAAUGCCAUAACUUAUACCACUGUAAUGAAAUGCUGCUUUAGAUCUAGGCGUUUUGAUCAAGGGCUCGAGAUAUUGCAAGAGAUGAUUGAUAAUGGUUAUACUUUUGAUGGUUUUGCAUAUUGCACUGUUGUUGGUGCUUUAAUCAAGUUUGGUAGGAUUAAAGAGGCAAGUGAUUAUAUGGAUCAGAUGAUGAGAAAUGGCAUUGAGCAUGAUUUAGUGUCUUAUAAUACACUAAUAAAUUUGUAUUGUAAAGAAGGUAAAUUGGAAGAUGCAUAUCAAUUGCUUGAUGAAAUAGAAGAAGGAGGUUUAGAAUGUGAUGAGUAUACACACACAAUUUUAAUAGAUGGGUUGUGCAAAGCAGGUAAUAUUGAGGGGGCCCAGCAACAUAUAAAGCAUAUGAAUGUGAUGGGUUUCAAUUUGCAUUUGGUUGCUUCAAAUUGUGUGGUUGACGGGUUGUGCAAAGCUGGUCAGAUUGAUCAUGCUUUGAAGAUGUUUGAAUCAAUGGAGAAGAGGGACUCGUUUACCUACUCUUCCUUGGUCUACAAUCUUUGCAAGGCUAGAAGGUAUCAUUGUGCAUCCAAGUUGUUGCUUGGUUGUAUAAGCAGUGGCAUGAAAAUACUCCGAUCAUCUCAACGGGCUGUUAUAGAUGGUCUUCGUUAUUCUGGUUUUCAAAAAGAAGCAAGGAAGCUUAAAUCAAAAAUUCGAUUGGCUCAGAUGGUGCAGUUUUGAUGUUCCUAUAGACCUUUUGAUGCAAUCUGGAGCUGAAGCAAUUCAAUUCAAUUAUUCUAGUGACCGUUCUUUUUGAAUUGAAAUCUUCAGUCAGCACCAUGUAAAUGUAAAUGCUCCAUGUUGUUGUAAAAAACUAGAGAUGCUUUAUACUAAUAAGAUUUGUUAUGUUUACACAUGGAUUGGAGGUACAGAAUCCAGGUUAAUGAAAAAUGACAGUAAUUUCAUUCCUACGGAUGUACAUUGGGUUAUUUAAAACUGGAUAUUGAUUGGCAUUGAUCGUUUAGAGUGGAGAAAGCGAAUCCAUAUAGCCGACCCUAAAUUUUUGGGAUAAAGGCUUAGUUGAGUUGAGUUGAGUUGUAUUGAUUUGCAUUGGUCAGAGAACUCUACUUUCAUUGAGCAUACGAGUGAAAUAUUCACACUGGAAUGGAUGCAUGGCAGUUCCUAAUGUUGAUGGAUCACAGGUGCGCCUGAGGCUCCAGAUGCAAGAGGCGCAAGGGCUUGUGCCCACAAACCCUCUAGGCGGGUGAUAUGCACAAGGUGCACCAAGGCACACCUAGGCGCAAGGGGCGCCUCGUCAAGCCCAAGUGCCCUAUUUAAAGAUUGCAAACCAAAUUUAUUUGAAUCUGGUCUGCAGCCUCCUAACUGUUGGAAUCUUUCCUCAUCAAAGAAGGUUAAGAAGUAUACUGGUGAUACAAUUAUAUCAAUACAGAAUUUAUCUAGAUACAAGAAUAGUGGUUUAUAUAUGUUCUUUGCUGGUCAACAUAUUGGUAAGACGCCUUGUUUUCUGAAUCAAUAUUUAGGUAUGCAGAUUAGGUUAUAGGAAAACCACAGGGAAUGGGCUUAUAGCAGAUAGAUGAUACAUACUCUCAGCAUGCAAUUUUCAGUGGAACUGUUACUGGUUCUUUUGUCAAUUCUUGAAUGCAAGUUGAAAUGAUAGAUGCUAUUAGUGCAAUGCUUCUAUUUUUAA
Molecule: messenger RNA, 2668 nt
Organism: Hevea brasiliensis (rubber tree)
Lineage: Eukaryota; Viridiplantae; Streptophyta; Magnoliopsida; Malpighiales; Euphorbiaceae
Product: putative pentatricopeptide repeat-containing protein At4g17915
Exons: 3
Coding region: 328-1701 (457 amino acids)
Molecular function (GO): protein binding
Source: RefSeq, a predicted model, not a curated record